Messenger RNA from Zophobas morio, 726 nucleotides. Its product is annotated as sulfiredoxin-1. The transcript has 2 exons. Gene Ontology annotation, biological process: cellular response to oxidative stress. NCBI's taxonomy places the organism in Eukaryota, Metazoa, Arthropoda, Insecta, Coleoptera, Tenebrionidae. Gene Ontology annotation, molecular function: sulfiredoxin activity. Gene Ontology annotation, cellular component: cytoplasm. The record is from RefSeq and is a predicted model, not a curated record. The coding region runs from base 100 to 429 and encodes 109 amino acids.
UUUUGGUGAAUUCAUAGAAAGUGAGGUUAUGUUACAGAUGUAGAAUAUAAUUCGAUCGACAACAGUAAUAUUAUUAUUUACACACGAAGUUUCACUACAAUGAGUAUCCACGCUCGAAAUAUCGAAGAAGUCCACGACAUGCCCAUGUCCGCCCUCAUACGCCCCUUCCAACCAGAACUCGACGACGCCAAAGUGGCGUCUUUAAUGGAAACCUUGUCCCAUCCACAGAAGAAGGACGAAGUUCCGCCCAUAGACGUCUUAUGGAUCGUCGGACGUGAAGGUGGGAAUUAUUUUUACAGUUUCGGGGGUUGCCACCGCUACGCCGCGCAUAAGAAGCUUAAGUCACCUACUAUUAAAGUCAAGUUGGUUAAGUCGACGAUGCAAGAUUUGAAAUGCUAUUUAGGGAGCAGCACGCCGGACUUGAAAUGAUAAUGAGGCUGUUUUGCAUACAUUUGUGUCAAGUAUAAAACCUGUAUAAUUAAACAUAAACAUGUUAUGCAACGUAAAUAAACAAGGUUGAUAACGCGGAUGACCUGUGAAUGUCGCUUAUAUCUGAAUUGUUUUAUAAUUAUUGGAUCAAUUUAGCAACAAAAGUAACAAUCUUGUUCAGACACCAGAUACGAUGUUGGAAGGUCACCUGCUUGGACUGAAGUUCAACCGUUGUUUAUUUGCAUUUAUUUUGUAUGCGACAAAUGUUUUGAUAAAAUUCUAUUUUCUGGUACGAAA